Molecule: messenger RNA, 7617 nt
Organism: Anopheles gambiae (African malaria mosquito)
Lineage: Eukaryota; Metazoa; Arthropoda; Insecta; Diptera; Culicidae
Product: tyrosine-protein kinase Fer
Exons: 12
Coding region: 948-5753 (1601 amino acids)
Biological process (GO): peptidyl-tyrosine phosphorylation
Molecular function (GO): ATP binding; non-membrane spanning protein tyrosine kinase activity
Source: RefSeq, a predicted model, not a curated record
UGUGCGUGUGUGUGUGUGUGUGCGUGUGUGCGUGUGUGUCUAUUUCCUCUCUUUGCCACCCGCGGCGAUCGGUUCGUCGUACGUGUGUGCAGUGCGUUUGUUGUUUGCCCUAUCCUGCGGUGCCUUACCGAAAGGUGUGCAUGGUGACAGUGUGUGCGUGUGUGUGGUCAUGAUUUUAAGGGGCGAUAAAGGUGUGCAAAAAAUAUAGCAAGAAGAUGUGUCUGCACACAUCCGUGUUGUAUGGGGCCAAUGCAGUUGUGUUUUGUGUUUGAUUAUGGCCAUCUCCUCCUGUGCCGAUUGGUGAAGAUUUGUGUGGAUUCGACGAUCGAGCGUGUAUGCGUGAACGGGCCCAAAAGAGUUAUCACCCACCGUUUCGUGUGAAGCUGAAGAUCGGUUUCCCUACCUGGGGAGAGGUGCUUGGUGCUAGUGCUACCCUACCCUUCCGUAACAUAUAUCAACCUGCCGCAUAAACCUGUUCCCUUUUGCGGCGCACCAGUAUAUUGCGAUUAACAUACACAGAUCUCAAUUCUGGGGAAACCAGACUAACGCUGAGAUGAAACAAACAUUUAAUGAUCAAAAUAAGCAUUACAGCAUUCCAAAACGAUCUAAAUUACUCUUGCUAUAAUCAAACUUAAAUUGAUUACUACAAACACUUCAAUUGAGCACCAGUUCAAUAAUAUACCUCAGUAAAAACAGUGCCCAGUGAUUUUUAUGUAGCUCUCAACCGUCUAUCGCUAUUCCGUAGCAAGCAUCGUGUGUGCAUUCUAUAGUGCGUUUUGUGUGUGUGCGUGUGUGUGGUGUAGCGUAUUCGAGGUAGCGGGAGAUAGCUUCGGUGAUAUUUAGAAGUGCCAAUCGAUCAAGUAGCUAGGGGACGGUCGAAACCGUUUCUUCCGGGGUUUUGCCGAGAAACGUCGGUACCCCAAACAGCAAAACCGCAGCCGCUCGCGAUGGGCUUCUCGUCCGCCCUGCAGGGGCGGGCGGCGCACGAUGCGCUGCUCAACCGGCAGGAGGCCGAGCUGAAGCUGCUCGAAACGAUGAAGCGCUGCCUGGCGCAGAAGGCCAAGUGCGAUCGCGAGUACGCCGUAUCACUGGCGGCCGUCACCCAGCAAGGCCUCAAAAUCGAUCGCUCAGAUGAUCUGCAGGGAAGUCACGUAAUGCGAGCGUGGCGAAGCUUCAUGGAAGAAUUGGACCAUACGGCCAAACAAAUUCGCACCAACGCGGAACAGCUGGAAACGGUCUGUCACGAGAAGCUGGCCAGCCUGUACCAGGAAAAGCGACGCGUUAGAAAGCAGUACCAGGAGGAGCACACCAAAAUCGCCACCCAGUUCAGCCAUCUCACAGAGGACGUUGCACGAAAGAAAAGCGAGUACCAGAAGCAUUUAGACUACUACAAGCUCCUGCGAGGCCGAUUCGAGGAACAUAUCAAGUCCGGCCGGUCAGGGCGUAAGCUGGACGACGUCAUCGACAAGUACCAGAAGGCCUGCCGGAAGCUGCACCAAGCGCACAACGAGUACGUCCUGCUCAUAACCGAGGCGGUCGAGGUGGAGAAGGACUUCCGAACGAUACUGCUGCCCGGUCUGCUCGAGCACCAGCAAUCGCUGCAGGAAGGUUUCAUUCAAGCGUGGAGCAACCUGCUGCAGGAGAUUGCGAACCUGAGCGACAUGACGUCGGACAAGUUCGUCGACAUACAGCGCCGGAUCGAGUCGAGCAUAGCGGGCAUCAACUCGACGGAAGAGUACCGCGAGUUUACGGAAAAGCACAAAACCUCCCCAACUCCCCCCGUCAUAUUCCAGUUCGACGAGAGCCUGGUCGAGGACAGUCUGGGCAAGCUGCAGGCGAACACGCUGACCGUGGACAACCUUACCGUCGACUGGCUGCGCGGCCGGCAGACGGAGCUCGAGGGUACGAUCAAGGAUCUGCAGGACCGCCAGAGCAAGCUGUGCGGCGAACCGAACGGCACGAACGGCGCCACGGGCAGCAGCCCGGCCGCCGUCAGCCCAGCCAGUACACCCGGCACCAAGCCAUCCACGCCGAUCCUGAACGGGUCCAGCACCAGCAACGGUGUUCAUCAGGGGAAAGAUCCGACAACCAACAAAUCUUCCAAGGAACUGAACACGCUGCGCUGCCAAGAGCGGCAAACGCUCAAGCUGGUCGACAUGAUCCGUUCGGCGCUGAAUGAGGUUGGCUGCGAGGAGCUGCCGUCCGGCUGUGAUGACCUUUCCGUAGAGCAUCUAAUCGAGAACAAAAAGUCUGUCAGUCAGGAUCUAUCGGUGGACUCACUGCAGCAGCAGCAAACUUCCACCGCCAUGGGUCUGUUCUCGUUGCGCACUGGUGGUGGUGGUAGUGGUGGUGGUGGUAUGAUGUCCAUGCUGAUGGAUCAACUAAGGCGCAAGUCGGGACCGCCGACGGUUUCGGGAUCCAGCUCGGCCGACAAGACGCCGCGAUCGGGCCCCACACCGGUGCAGACACCGAAGCCAGGACACCGAGGAGCAACGUCCACGGUAACUACUAACGCCGACAGUGAGUCGGUCUGCUCGUUCGUUGUGUGUCGUGAGCGUGUGCAAGCUGCUUCGGGUGAUGUGCUUCCGCCGUCCGCUUCCGAUCCGACCAUCCGGCCAGCCGAGCCGGCCGAUGGGGCGACGUACGCGGAACUCCUGCCCGCCCGGAACGAUUCCGACCAGCGACUGUCGAACGUUUACGUGGACAUGGAGGCGUGUCUGUUGCACGAGCUCGAUGUGGAACAAUCGUUCCAGUAUACUAACCUUAGCAGCUGCGGUCCGCGCCAGCAGCCGCUGGUCGCAUCCGCAGCGGGCGAAAGCUUUGGCGCAUCCUGCGAACUGCCUAACCCAACUAACACGGACCACCAGCGCCACGCGCUGCAGUACAGACGCUUGCGCACUCAUGCUAGCAGCGAGGACAGUGAGGUGCACCUGCUGAACCGGCAGUACCCAUGCGAGGCCGCCGAUGAGCCCGGUGCGGGCGAAGAUGAUGAGGACGAUGAUGAUGGGGCAGCGAGGUGCACAAACGCCGAUGAGCUGAACGAUUCCAAGAACAAUCUGCUGCGGGAGGAGAGCUUCGAUGAAAACCAGCGGCAGCAGCUGUCUAAUUGUUCGACCUGGCGACGAAAAUCCACGGAAGAGGGAGAGACGGAUGGCAAGUAUCUUACGAUGCGGAAAGAGGUGGCGAUACCGGCGCCGGAAGCGAUUCCCUCCCAGGAAGCUCAGUGGAAGUCGUCGAUCGAGCGACACCUGGACCACAUCGAUGCACUGAACCAGAAGCUGGACGAGCACCAGCGACUGGCGGCCCGGCUGUCCGAAGAGUACGAGUACAUUCGGGUGCAAACGCUCACCCGUCCUGCGGUGGCGCCACAGCCCCAGAAGCCCCUUCCCGGCGCAACCAAACCACCGACGCAGACGUUCGAGAAGGCGAACAGCUUCCGGGAGAAGAUCCGGCGCCGCAUCAAGGGAACGAAGCAGGACAGUGACCGACAGGCCGAUCGUUCGGUGUCUCCUGACAACCCGGACCAGCCCGAAAGCUUUUCGGGACGGCUAAGAAGCCGCAUUACAGCCCACCACACCCAGCGACAGUUUCGGCUGAUGAAGGACACGGACUCGGCCAGCCCGUCCACCGACCGCUCGAUUGCGGAGCGGCUUCCGCCCGGCAACUCUGCCGCCGGUCGCAAAAAGAAGAAACGCAAAGCAUCGAAAGCGAACCGGGCCGCCCGGCAGCAGCUUAGUCGCGGUGGGCCGGAUGGCCACCAGCCGGAACGGCACCAGCCGUUGCACCCCCAGCAAGCCUUCUCGGAAGAUGAACUGCUAGCCGAAGAGCAGCCGGCACUGUCGCCGGACCACAGUGGCGGUCCGCGUGCUACUGCCGCCGGCGGGCUAGGGACGUCCUUCUCGCAAACGGUGCGCGCCACUUGGCGCGAAUUGAUCCACUCCACCAACAAGGUAAAGGAUUCGUCCAUGAAUCUCGCCCUCCGGUCGGACCGACCCGAGGAGAAGCUGGACCUGAUCGCGGCCGAUCCGGACCGGCAGGGUUUGCUCUCCAUUCGGUUCACCUUUUCCGAUGGAGGGCGCAAGCACCAGCUGGUGGAUGGUAUGAUGGCGUCGGAUAUGCACACCACCGCCGAUUACUGUGUUCCACUGCUUGUAGCGCGAAGCGAAGACACCCAGCUGCAGGCCGGCUCCCCGGACGGAGAUAUGCGCCCGGAGACGCCGGUCUUCGCCCAGCGGGCAAGCAAAGCGGGCCCCAGCUUAAAGAGCAACCUUCGGGACAAGCUGACCAAGCUGGUGCACAAGAAAACUGCCAGCGGCGGCUCGGUGCAGUCGGGGGGCCGUUCGGUGGCGACUGCGCAGGAAGUUUGCCGCACCUGCUCCAAACGGAUCGUGCAGCGUUCGGGCAGCGAUGGCGGCGGUGGCAUGCAUGCCAGCCGUACGGUGCUGGAUUUUAGGAAAGAGUUUCCCGACAUUGACAUCUGCGAGGGCGGCCACGAUCACCUGGAUGGGGCCACUUCGGAGAUGAUCAAUCUCGAGUACGAAGACAUUGAUGUGCUAACGAUCAAGCCCCACAAACUAAUCGAUCCCUCCGCCGCCGAGGGUGGCAUCUGUGUGAGUAUGACUCUAUCGACAAAUCGUCCCCUGCACGAGGAAGAAUGGUUCCACGGUGUACUGCCACGCGAGGAGGUGGUCCGGUUGCUGCGCAAUGAAGGCGACUUCCUGGUGCGCGAAACGACGCGCAACGACGAGAGCCAAACCGUACUGAGUGUCUGCUGGAACGGACACAAACACUUCAUUGUACAAACGACGGCCGAGGGCCACUAUCGUUUCGAAGGACCAGCCUUCCCCAGCAUACAGGAGCUGAUCGUGCACCAGUACCAGUCGGAGCUGCCGGUCACCGGCCGCUCCGGUGCAGUGCUGCGCAAACCGGUCCUGCGCGAGCGCUGGGAGCUCAGCAACGACGAUGUGAUCCUGCUGGACAAGAUCGGGCGCGGCAACUUCGGCGACGUGUACAAGGCCAAGCUGAAGUCGUCGAAGAACACGCUCGUCGCUGUCAAGACGUGCCGGAUGACGCUGCCCGAGGAGCAGAAGCGCAAGUUUCUGCAGGAGGGUCGCAUCCUGAAGCAGUACGACCAUCCGAACAUCGUCAAGCUGAUCGGCAUCUGCGUACAGAAGCAACCGAUCAUGAUCGUGAUGGAGCUGGUGGCGGGCGGGUCGCUGCUCAUGUUUCUCCGCAAAAACGCCAGCACGCUCGGGCAGCGGCAGAUGAUGGGCAUGUGCCGGGAUGCGGCCGCCGGCAUGCGCUACCUCGAGUCGAAGAACUGCAUCCACCGGGAUCUGGCCGCCCGCAACUGUUUGAUCGGCAGUGAGAAUAUAGUGAAAAUCUCCGACUUUGGAAUGUCCCGCGAGGAGGAGGAGUACAUCGUUUCCGGAGGCAUGAAACAGAUCCCGAUCAAGUGGACCGCACCGGAGGCACUGAACUUCGGCAAGUACACCUCCCUGUGCGACGUCUGGUCGUACGGGAUACUGGUGUGGGAAAUUUUUAGCCGCGGCGACACGCCCUACUCCGGCAUGAGCAACUCGAUGGCACGCGAGCGAAUAGACGAGGGCUACCGCAUGCCGGCACCGGAAGGGGCACCGCCGGAGAUGUACCGGCUCAUGCUCAAGUGCUGGUCGUACGAGCCGGAAAGCCGGCCACACUUUGACGAGAUCUGCAGCGUGGUCGACGCGCUGCUGCUCUGCACCAAGGACUGACGGCGGCCGGUGGCACAACGCAACGACGAAAGGAACAUCAUGCCGCUGAAGGCAAAGGAAGCAGCCACCGGCGGUGGAUGGCCAGCUGCCCGGGGGCUGUGGAGUGAGGGGCUGACCAUGUUGCAACGUUUACUCAACGCUACUAAUGGCGCUUAGUGUGUGUGUGGCGCUUGUGUGCGCGAGAGGUAUACGAUACGAUAUGAUGGUGUGCAUCUCUAUCAAGCCUUCCGCCAGUGCAAAACAGCUUUUCAUUUAGCUUUACAUUGCAUUAGACAACGAGCCGUUGCAGACAGCGCACACAGAACAGUGCCGAUGGAGAUGGCAUGGCAAAAUGACACCACACGAGUGCAAUUGAACAGCAAGAAACAUUUAUACUUAUAUUCUAAGAACAAGGUGCUUUCGGUAGAUGGAAACAGUUAGAGAACAAGAUGGUAGAUGCAAAGUUAGAAGAAGGUAGGAAAAUAGAUAGCGAGAGCAACAUUACAAGAGCAAAAGAACAAGGACAGCGUGCAGGGGCGACCGUACUAGCUGAUCACCGCCUGAUCCUGUGUACAGGAAUGUGUUGGACAAGCGUUUACAAACUGCGUUAGGUUAGUGGUUAGUUGAGCUACAUUUAAAUUAGCUGACAACGAAGCACACAGCACAAAUAUAGAGGUAUAGUAUAGAAGCGAGAAAGGGCAUAUGGGAUGUGUGUGUGUGUGUGAAUGGGCAGGUGGACAUGGUGGGAUUCGUAUUUUAAUCGAAUAUGUAUGUAAAGGUAUGUUGCGAACUGUGGUCAAACAGCGUAGGGCUAACUAUAUAGCUAGGGUGGAAGAAAGUGUAAAUGUUGCAAUGUGUGGUUGAGUGACGAGUGAACGUAGACAAGAAUGGCUGAGCAUGAAUCUUAACAGCAACGUACAGUGAAUCAAAUACGGGAAACCUUGUGCGGGGGAAUGGGCAGGAUGCGAACGAGAUAUUCAUGUGUGAUAGAUGAUUCGAUGAGGGGGGGGGGGGAGGGGAACGGGAAUUUUUAAAUGAUCAAAAGAACAUAGAUAGAGCAGAGAAAUAGAGAGAGAAAAAAACGGGAAAUGAACAGAAACGAGACGAAGCAGUGCAAUGGAAGAUAGAUAGCUUAGAGUAGUGAACAAAAAUCAAAAGAAAUAUUAUCCUUGUUGCAGCAGCAGCGUGCAAAAGGUGUUUGUGUGUGUUCCAAAGUGCUUUUAUUUAUUGAAAGCACACUUUCACUCAGCUUCAGCAGCGUACCCGCUUUAUGUUACAACGGUGCGUAAGAUUUAAAACAUCUUUUAACGCGCACAGAAGCGUCCACAAAACACGCGACGAGCAGGAACGACGCCAUGUGCAUCCUUAUGCUAAACAGCGUUAUCAAAACUCGCAAAAGCAUUUAAGCGAAUGCAAUCGGACCGGGGGGGGAAGAAAAAACAACAGAUACGAAUACUCUCGUAACUGGAACGAUGGUUUCCAAUAUCCUCCUUCUAUUACUACUACUACAACUACAACUACUACUACAGUUAAUACUAUUUCUCAUUCUCAAAGCACACAUCUCAUGUAGCGUGGCGUAACAGGUUAAGCGCUUUCGUGAUUCGUUAUGUUCUAAAAGGCACAUCACUACGCGAUCCAAAUAUACACCGACGAUAUUGUACACACAACAUACUUAUAUACACGCAAAAAGACACGUAAAGGAUUAUGUUACAUACAUUACAUCGUUUAUCCAAACGAUCCGCGGCUCGCUUUCUCUUUAAUGUCUCUUUUCUCGUUCUUUCGCUCGCAGUUAACUCAUGUACACAACUUAUACGGAGCAGAAUGUGUCGACUUAGUUGAAUAUCACGAUAUUUACAUACAUUAAACGUACAAGCUCAAAAUGAAA